Molecule: messenger RNA, 960 nt
Organism: Symbiodinium natans
Lineage: Eukaryota; Dinophyceae; Suessiales; Symbiodiniaceae
Source: the annotation of a GenBank genome assembly
AUGGACCCAGCAGCUCAGAUGGUGUGUGUGCGGAUGGCUUCUGGUGAGGACUUGGCGGUCAUACCUUGCAAGGAGUUGAGCACGGUGCGGGCCCUUAAAGAGAAGCUGCAGGCCUUGUGUGGAGUACCCCGCUUCCGCCAGAGGCUGCUACUGGAUGGCAGGAGCCUGGGCGACGAAGUGAAGCUACAGGAACCUGCAGACCUACAGCUCGUACUGGUAAGCUUCUUUGAAGCUUCGGAUGCUCAACAGCAAGACUUCGCAACUGCGAUUGCCAAUGGCUUCCAGCGGCAGGUCGAGGAGGCGCUCUGCUUACCCCAAGAUCCGAAUUGCACGUUUGAGCAGAUAAAGUCCUUUCCUGCAACUCCCCUGAACAUUGCCGCUGCCUAUGGCCACGUGGGGGUCAUGCGCUUGCUCCUGGAAGCCCGGGCCAUUGUGAACAACCUCCCCAACAGCAGCGCCUCACCUCUCUUACUUGCGGCUCGUGUUGGUCAGCAAAAGGCCAUUCGAUUGCUACUGAACGCCGGCGCCCGCGCGGAUACGACGGACAGCGACCAGCGCACGGCCCUCUGGUACGCGAGCCGGCUCGGUGACCCCAGGAACGUGCGCCUGCUUCUGGAGGCGAAGGCCAAUCCAAGCACCCGCGACAGGGAAGGGAAGACGCCUCUUCACAUGGCAAACGGCAACCUGGCCAUCGCCCGCCGGCUGUCCUACCACAAAUGGUCUCGGCAUCGCGCGCAGCCGCAGGUCGCGCGGGCCGUGGGCGGCGAGGUGUACGAGUUCGAGGGAGGCCACGAGGUGCCGCUGGACGAGGCUGCGGAUCAGCACACAGCCAUGGUUGCACAUGGUGGCUAUGCCCGCUCUGUGACAAGAAGAAAGAGAAACAAAAAGGUUCACGAGCUGCACAACGCUGAUCUGCGAGAUGCGGCGUUGGCGCCCUUUGCAGAGCGCAAGAAAAGCUGA